Molecule: messenger RNA, 1155 nt
Organism: Monascus purpureus
Lineage: Eukaryota; Fungi; Ascomycota; Eurotiomycetes; Eurotiales; Aspergillaceae
Source: the annotation of a GenBank genome assembly
AUGGGUUCAGUCGAUAUCGUGCCCUCCGAAACCCGGCUUUUCAAGCCACUGAAAGUGGGCAGGAUGACGCUGCAGCAUCGGAUCGUCUUCGCUCCCCUGACGCGCUUCCGGAACGAUGAUGACCAUGUGCCGCUCCCAUUCAUGCAGAAGUAUUAUGCGGACCGCGCUUCGGCGCCUGGCACCUUGGUCAUUUCGGAAGCAACUGCAAUAUCUCACAACGAAGAGGGAUCACCGAACCUUCCUGGCUUCGUGUCUGCCGGUCAGGUCGAAGGCUGGAGACGGAUCAUCGACGCAGUCCAUCAGAAGGGAUCCUUUUAUUUCCAGCAGAUCUGGGGUAUGGGCCGCGCAUCGGAUCCGAAGUACAUGGCUGAGCGAGGCUUCCCGUACCGGUCGAGCGGCGCGGUGGCUAUGGAAGGAGUUGGCGUCACGCCCCGGGAAAUGACAGAAGAGGAGAUUCUCCAGACGAUUCAGGACUUUGUCAGCACUGCUAAGAGGGUUGUUUCCGCCGGAGCAGACGGGGUGGAAAUCCACUCGGCACAUGGCUAUCUCCUGGACCAGUUCCUCUCCGACAAAAUCAACCAGCGCACCGACAAGUGGGGUGGUUCGAUAGAGAACAGAUGCCGCCUGACGCUGGAGGUUGUGAAGGCCGUUUCCGAGGCUAUUGGUGCGGAGCGAGUUGCUGUUCGAGUAUCCCCUUUCGCCGGCUUCCAGGGAUCUGAAAAGUCCGACAUCAAGGAACUCUACACCUAUCUCAUCGGCGCACUGAAGAAGAUGAACAAGAAAUUCGCCUACCUGUCUCUCGUUGAGGCGCGCGGAGACCCUGCCGUCCUCCUCUUCAACGGCAAGAAAAUCAACCAGGAAAAGACCUUGGAUUUCAUUCUAGAGGCCUGGGAUAACCACACGCCCGUCCUCGUCGCCGGAGGCUACAAGCCAGAUACCGCAGCCUGGGCGUUGGAGGAGCGCUAUAAGAAGUGGGACGUGCUCAUUGGAUUUGGCCGAUACUUCAUUUCCAACCCGGACCUGGUCUUCAGGAUCCAACAUGGCAUCGAGCUGGCCCAGUACGACCGGUCGACCUUCUACGUCAACAAGUCGGAGGCGGGAUACAACGACUAUCCGUUUUCCGCCGAGUUUGUGAAGGCGCAUCCAGACGCCUAG